Molecule: messenger RNA, 1338 nt
Organism: Salvia hispanica
Lineage: Eukaryota; Viridiplantae; Streptophyta; Magnoliopsida; Lamiales; Lamiaceae
Product: cinnamoyl-CoA reductase 1
Molecular function (GO): oxidoreductase activity, acting on the CH-OH group of donors, NAD or NADP as acceptor
Source: RefSeq, a predicted model, not a curated record
UAAAGUGACGAAUUUUAUUUUCCUUCUAUAAAUCAUGCUCGCUCGCGCCUCUGUGUCUCUCACACAAACACACACACAGACAAAGCAUAAACACACAGCAUAAACAAAGCGGUAUGCCUUCUGUCCCCGGGAAACUCGUCUGCGUCACCGGCGCCGGAGGCUUCAUUGCUUCGUGGCUGGUUAAGCUCCUCCUCGAGAAAGGCUAUACUGUCAGAGGAACCGUUAGAAAUCCAGAUGAUCCGAAGAAUUCGCAUUUGCGAGAGCUUGAAGGAGCGGAUGAGAGGCUGAUUCUGUGCAGAGCGGAUCUGAACGUGUACGAGAGCUUGCGCGAAGCUAUUAAUGGCUGCGACGGCGUCUUCCACACGGCGUCGCCUGUCACCGAUGAUCCAGAACAAAUGGUGGAACCGGCUGUUAACGGCGCCAAGAAUGUGAUACGCGCAGCAGCGGAAGCGAAGGUCCACCGCGUCGUGAUAACCUCCUCAAUUGGUGCAAUUUACAUGGAUCCCAACAGAGACCCUGAAAAAGUCGUGGACGAGACUUGCUGGAGCGACCUUGAGUUUUGCAAAAACACCAAGAACUGGUACUGCUACGGCAAGGCUGUGGCAGAGCAAGCUGCAUGGGAUGAAGCCAAGGAAUUAGGGGUGGAUUUGGUGGUGAUCAACCCUGUUUUGGUGCUUGGCCCACUUCUCCAACCAACUGUGAAUGCUAGUGUCCUUCACAUACUCAAAUAUUUGACUGGCUCAGCAAAGACUUAUGCCAACUCAAUUCAAGCCUAUGUUGAUGUCAAGGACGUCGCGCUGGCCCACAUCCUCCUGUACGAGAAUCCCGCGGCCUCCGGGCGCUACCUCUGCGCGGAGAGCGUCCUCCACCGAGGCGAAGUGGUGGAGAUUCUUGCCAAAUUCUUCCCGGAGUAUCCCAUACCUACCAAGUGCUCUGAUGAGAAAAACCCAAGGAAAAAACCAUACAAGUUCUCAAACCAAAAGCUGAAGGAUUUGGGGCUUGAAUUCACACCAGUGAAGCAAACUUUGUACGACACAGUUAAGAGUCUUCAAGAAAAAGGCCAUAUUCCAGUCCCAACUCAGAAUGAGGAGCCCAUUCGUAUUCAGUCUUGACCUAUUUGGAGACAUAGAAUAAAGUCCAAAUCAUAUUAAAUAUGUGUAGUACUAUCAUUAUAUUAUGGCAUUAUUUGUUGCUCCUUUUUUCUAAAUGUUUAUGUGAAGAAAAAGAGUUGAUGAUAAAAAUGACAUGUAAUGAGAAAUUUACAAAGUGUUAACCAUGUCAUGUAAAACUCACUAUAUUUUAUAUGGUACUACUCAUUAACAGCGUUUGGAUUGGUUA